This is a messenger RNA of Chenopodium quinoa (quinoa), 405 nucleotides long. RefSeq names its product protein FAR1-RELATED SEQUENCE 7-like. The transcript has 2 exons. Lineage: Eukaryota; Viridiplantae; Streptophyta; Magnoliopsida; Caryophyllales; Amaranthaceae. The coding region runs from base 1 to 405 and encodes 134 amino acids. The record is from RefSeq and is a predicted model, not a curated record.
AUGGAGGUGGUUGUUGUUCCUGAUGAAAUCAAGAAUACAAAUGCAAUUGUGUUUGAGGAAGUCGAAGUAUCUAAAGUAAUGUUGAAAGAAGUUGGAAGAGAGCAGCAAGCAUUUGAUUUGUAUAAUGAUUAUGCCUUUAAGAUGGGUUUUAGUAUAAGGAGGGGCAAUGUACGAACAAUUUAUAACACUAACAUUUGGCGAAGUAGGAAAUAUGUAUGUUCAAAUGUUGGUUUGAAGGAUGUUAGGAGGUAUGAGAGGUUGGAUUUUCGAACAAAUUGUGGUGCUCUAGUUGAGUUCAUUAUUGAUAAUCGUGGUGUAUGGACUAUUGUGCAGCAUCUUAUGGAGCAUAAUCACCCUGUGAUACCAAUUGAUAAGAGACAUUUGCUUAGUUUCAAAGAAAAGUGA